AUGGUAGUGGACGAGCUGGGCAUUGAGAUGACUGGAAUGGAUACGUUGAAGCGGAAAAGCAAGACCCUCCAGAAGUCGUCCGUCCCUGGGGUGAGCAUCCGGCAGGUGGUGGAGGAGCUUCCUGAAGGCUGCAGCACCCCGGACUUUAAGCAGAAGCCGAUCCCCUUGGCGCUUCAGGAGGGGAGAAAUGCCAUCUUUCGGGCGGUGGUCUGUGGGGAGCCUCGACCUGAGGUGCACUGGCAGCGAACCAAAGGUGACCUCAGUGACCCCAGCAAAUACAAGAUCUCUUCCCCCACUGGCAGCAAGGAGCACGUGCUGCAGAUCGACAAGCUGACGGGCGAGGACACAGACCUGUACCGCUGCACAGCAGUGAACAUGUACGGAGAGGCCACGUGCUCCGUGAGGCUCACAGUCAUUGAAGUUGGCUUUCGGAAGAGUCGCAAGAGGCACAAGGAACCGCCACAGGACCUCAGAAAGGAGCUGAUGGACUUCCGGAAGAUGCUGAAGAAGAGGGCCCCGCCGGCAGCCCCCGAGGAAAAGAUGGACCCCAAGCAGGUGUGGCAGCUGCUGAUGACCGCGGACCGGAAGGACUACGAGCAGAUCUGCAGGAAGUACGGCAUCGUGGACUUCCGGGGCAUGCUGCGCAAGCUGCAGGCGAUGCAGAAGGAGCGCGAGGACAGGAUGGCGCAGUAUGUCCACACCAUCUCCAACUUGAGACACAUCAGGGUCACCAAGGAGGGGGUCGCGGUGUUUGACCUGGAGCUGGAGCUCAAGGAUCCAGCGAGCAAAGUUUACUUGUACAAGGACGGCGAGAUGACCCCCUUGGGCUUCGACAACCAGACCAAGCAUUGCCUGCGGAGGCUGGGGAAGCGCUACCACUUCCAGAUCCAGGACCUGUGGCCUGAGGAUGCUGGCGUGUACCAAGUCCGAGUGGAGGAUGCCGAAGUCUUCUCCACUGAGCUGGAGGCCAGCGCCGUCCCACCCAGAGUGGUGGCCCCAUUGGCCGGGGCUCACUGUGAGCAGGAGGCCGAUGCCAUGUUCGAGUGCACUCUGUCCAGCCCCUGCCCCGGCGCCACCUGGCAGUUCCAGCAGCGGCUGCUCCGGCCCAGUGACAGAUACGAGGUGUCCGUGUCCCCCGACGGGCUGACCCACCGGCUGGUGGUGAAGGGGGCACAGUUAUCAGACAUGGGCCUCUACUCGCUGGGCACCGGGCUGCACACCUCGAGCGCCUGGCUGCUGGUUGAAGCUGGGAAGGAGCAGAGCCAUGUGACUGCCAGUGCUGACUACAAGCUUCAGGUCAGGCCAGGUGGCCCAGUGGGAAGCGCUGGCAUCCACGGCUGCCAGAGCGAUGCCACCCACAGCUGCAGAAGUGGGCAGGAGCAGCCGGGCACUGGCAACUUCUCCGAGGAGACCCAAGGCCCCACGAGCCACUUCUCCCAGGGCUUGACUGACAACAAAGUCCAGCAAGCGGAGGCCACCAUGCUGUCCAGCACCCUCACCAGCGACCUGGGCCCUGGCGCCUGGCUUAAGGAUGGUGUCAAGCUCACUGCCCAGGACGGAGGAACCUUUCAGCGGCAAGGUCUCGUGCACGGACUCCUCCUCCCAAGUGUGCAGGCGGCCCAGGCGGGGAGACACCCCUUUGUCGCCGGCAACCAGCAGAGUGAGGGCGCCCUCAGCACCCAGAACGCCCCCACCAUCGCCCCGAAUGUGGCCGAGCAGCCGAGGGAGCCACUGGAGGUCAAGGCUGGGAGGCCAGUGAGAGUGAAGGUUCCCUUCGAGAGCCGCCUCCCCGCCCAAGUGUCCUGGAGGAAGGACAGGGCUGAAGUGCCAGACGGUGGUGGCCGGGGGACCCAGGUGGCCCUGGGGGAUGGCUGCACCCGGCUGUGCCUCCCCAGUGCCAGCAGGGUGGACCGUGGCCAGUACAGCAAGACGCUGAGGAGCGCCAGAGGCUCCGCGGAGGCCCAGCUCACCCUGCAAGUCACAGACAAGCCCCAGCCCUCACAGGGACCCCUGGAGGUGCAGCAUGGCCACGGGGCCCGGGUCCACCUCCGCUGGCAGGCGCCCCGGGAUGACGGGGGCCGUGCCGUGCAGCACUAUGUGGUGGAGAGGCGGCAGGCUGGUAGGAGCACAUGGCUGAAGGUGGGCGAGGCCCCUGCAGACAGCCCGACCUUCACCGACGCCCAGGUGGAACAGGGCCGGAAGUAUGUCUUCCGGGUGCGAGCUGUGACCUCCGAGGGCGCUGGGCAGACCCUGCAGUCUGAGGAGGUGCUGGUGGCUCCUGAGGCUCUCACCAAGCCCCCUGCCGCCCCUGCCAUCCUGUCAGCCUCCAGCCAGGGCAACACAAUGACGUGGGCGGCACCUCGGGGCCCCGGCAGUGCCCACGUCCUGGGCUACCUGAUUGAGAAGCGCAAGAAGGGGAGCAGCAUCUCGACAGCGGCUGAUGCCCAGCCCGUGCCUGAGAAGAGGUGGACGGUGGCGGACCUGCAGCAGGGCUGUCAGUAUGAGUUCCCGGUCACAGCCAUGUCUCCCUCGGGCCCCGGGGAGCCUGGGCCUUCGUCGGAUGCUGUCUUUGCUUGGGACCCCAGGAGGCUUCCUGGGCCCGUUCGGGAUCUCCGGGUGACAGACACAUCACACGCCAGCAUCACUCUGAGCUGGGAGCAGCCAGACCCCAAGAGUUGGGACGAAGCCAUGGGCUACGUGGUACAGUUGCGUGGCUCAGACAGGCCCCAGUGGCGGGCAUGCCACGGGGGCACUGUGGCUGCCACCACCUACACAGCCAAGGGGCUUCGGCCCCGAGAGAACUACUUUGUGCACGUGGCAGCCGUGAAUGAUGGUGGGUGUGGCCAUCCCACUGCCCUGGACACGCUGAUACAAGCCAGGCCUGUUUCAGUCUGUCCCAAGUUCCUCACGGACUCCAGCACCAAGGACGCGCUGACAGUCAGGGCCGGGGACCUGGUCCGUGUGCCCGUGCCCUUUGAGGCUGCCCCCCUGCCCGAGGUGACCUGGCUGAAGGACGGCUUGCCUUUGCCCCAAAGAAGUGUGACCACCACCAUGGACAGCCUCACCCAGCUUCUGAUUCCGGUGGCCAGCCCCGCAGACGGCGGCCUCUACACUGUCCUGCUGCGGAACCCGCAGGCCAAGGAGGCCACCUACAACUUCCACGUUAGGGUGGCAGCAACUCCUCAAGCCCCAGGCCCCAUCUGCCUGCGGGAGAACGUUCCGGGGACAGUGACUGCUGAGUGGGGGCCCUCCCUGGAUGAGGACGGGUCAGACGGCACCCCGCUGCACUACACAGUGUUCACACGCUCCUCUGCACACGGCUCCUGGCGGGAGGUGGCUGACCGAGUCCACACCAACCGCUUCACGCUCCUGGGUGUCCUCCCAGGCCACGAGUACCACUUCCGGGUGGUGGCCAAGAACGAGCUGGGAGCCAGCCCACCCUCAGACACCAGCCAGCCCUGGUACAUCCCCCGGCAGCAGCGAGACAGGUUCGCGGUAAGGACGCCGAGCUACCGGGAGCCCGAGCUGCGGCAGAAGCCCGGGUUCCUGGUGGGGCUGCGCGCGCACCUGCUGCCACAGGGCUGCGAGUGCAGCAUGACCUGCGCGGUGCGGGGCGCGCCGCGGCCUCGGGUCACCUGGUUCAAGGACGGGCAGAGCCUGGAGGGCGACCCCGCCGUCCACAGCGCCGACGUGCUGGGCGUGUGCUCCCUGGUCAUCCCCCGCGUGACCCUGAAGGACAGCGGCCAGUACAAGGCCGUGGCCGAGAAUAUGCUGGGCCAGGCAGUCAGCACGGCCACCCUCAUCGUCACGGAAUCCAGCUCCUAG
This is a messenger RNA of Echinops telfairi (small Madagascar hedgehog), 3825 nucleotides long. RefSeq names its product immunoglobulin like and fibronectin type III domain containing 1 (gene IGFN1). Gene Ontology annotation, molecular function: protein binding. NCBI's taxonomy places the organism in Eukaryota, Metazoa, Chordata, Mammalia, Afrosoricida, Tenrecidae. The coding region runs from base 1 to 3825 and encodes 1274 amino acids. The record is from RefSeq and is a predicted model, not a curated record. The transcript has 24 exons.